Rhodofomes roseus is the source of this 3165-nucleotide messenger RNA. RefSeq lists its product as uncharacterized. Gene Ontology annotation, biological process: DNA-templated transcription; regulation of DNA-templated transcription. Gene Ontology annotation, cellular component: nucleus. NCBI's taxonomy places the organism in Eukaryota, Fungi, Basidiomycota, Agaricomycetes, Polyporales, Fomitopsidaceae. The transcript is spliced from 14 exons. Bases 1 to 3165 code for a protein of 1054 amino acids. Gene Ontology annotation, molecular function: DNA-binding transcription factor activity, RNA polymerase II-specific; transcription cis-regulatory region binding; zinc ion binding. The record is from RefSeq and is a predicted model, not a curated record.
AUGGAGCCGCAAGGCUGGAUUGAACCAUCGCUUGCUAUGCAUUCGAGCGCGCAACCUCAGCAGCUCCAGCUCGAACACGAAUACGAAGUGGACCCCGCUCAGUUCCAGAUGCUCCAAGGCGGACGCGACCCUCAGAGCAGCCGCCACCCGGGAUACUCUGGUUACGGUCAUUCGUUUGGCAGUAGUCAAAUGUCAUAUACAUCGCAAGAGCAGCCAAUCCCGGACGCGUUCACGGGCGACUUCACCUACUCGAGCCAUGGGUUCGGCGCAGGAUCGUCGAGCUCCCUCCAGUCCUCCAGCCAUUCGGCGUUUCACGGGCACGGCAGUGCUCAGGUCGACCUCUACCCCUUCGGCAACCCACCCAACCCCAUCGCAUCAGGCAGCCAGCGCCCGAACUCCCGUGCGUCCCCGACAUACGGACGCUUUCAGCAACAAAUGGACAGCACGCAGCAGCUGUAUGCACCAUCUGUGCCCAUGCCAGGCCCGCAGGGGAGCCCCGACUUUCAAGCCAACCUCGCCUUCGGAGGGAUGCCGUACGACAUGCAGGGCGGGCGGGGCGCGACCAAGCGCAUGCGCUCGACGGGAGACGGGCUUGACGGCGACGACUAUGACGGCGAUGGGUUGUGGGACGACGGUAUGUCGCUUGAGCAAGAGCAGAAACCCAAGCCGCUGGGUGCGUGCGCGCGGUGCAAAGGCCUCAAGGUCAGAUGUGUCUUUUCGCGCGACAACGACGUCUGCGAACGCUGCACGAAGGGAAACCACGACUGCAUCAUCCCGGGGCGCAAGAAACGAAGACCACCCCCAAAACGCGAACACCUCAUCAACCAAAUAAGAGAACAAGCCGCACAGAUCUCAGACCUCAUGAGCAAGCUCGAGGAAGCGAACCGCAUCGCGUCUCGACGUAUGUCCGUGUCCAAGCCAGAUCGGCCCAUACCAAAUAUCUGCGACGAGGGCGCUGCGGCAAUUCUCGCAGCUGAGGAUCUCACAGGCGACGUGCCCGUGGCGUGCCCACCGACCGAGGGGGAUGUCGCGAACUGGAUCACGAACGCGCGUCGGUCCAUUGUGGAGCUCGGCAAGUACGUGAGCAUGGGCGGCGCCAGCGUGACCGUUGACAUGCUCGGCGACGAGGGCAACGACGAAGAUGGCACCGACGACGAGUACGAGUACGAGGACGAUGGCGAGGACGAUGAUGAGCGUUUCGCACAGAGCGACAGUCGCGCUGGCUCUGCUGGUAACGAGGCCGGACAGGGCGGCGGGUUCUCGCCUGCGAGCACGGCGAGUACGACGGACGUGGCGCCCGGGAGGAAGGGGUUAGGCAGCGGUGCCAAGCUGGCUAUCUUGCCGGAUGGGGACGCGCCUUUCGGGCUCAUGGCCAACCUUGCGCUCAGCAUGUCGCGAAGAGUGUCGCGGCGAGAGGCUGCGCCGGGCGCCGAGAAGGAAGAGGAAGUCGGGUUGGCAAACAAUGAUUAUUUCCGUCCGAGUCCCUCGCCGCAGGCACCCCUUGUCGACGAGCAGCUGCAGCCUCCUAUCAUGCGCAAUGGGAUUAUCCGUCCGGAUGAGGCCGAGAAGUUAUUCUCCAUCUACUUCGACUACAUGAAUGUCUCCGUCUCACUUCUCGAUCCAGUCCUCUAUACAGCGCAGAAGACCUACUGGCGCUCGCCAUUUCUGUUCACGACCAUAUGUGCCAUCGCUUCCAGACACUACUGCGCACGGCCGGAGCUUUACCAGGAGGCCAUGAAGUAUGCCCGUUUGGGUGCAGGCACCGCAUUGAUUGGAGGUCAGAAGUCGAUCGAGGCGGUUCAGGCAUAUAUUCUUCUCAGCUUGUACCCGGUGCCGGCACGGCGGUGGGAGGACGACAGGAGCUACCUCUACCUGGGUCUCGCCAUACGGAUGGCUACAGAUCUCAAGUUGCACUACCCGGUUACUGCUGCCAAAGGCGAGAACGAGCUACGGACGCGCGAGAUACUCAACCGGACAAGAACGUGGCUCAAUUGCUUCAACCUCGAUCGCUCAAUCGGUUUGCAGUACGGACAAAGUGCUGUGAUCAAUAACAAGGAUUACGUCGCGAAUCACACCGAUGACUGGUGGAAGAGCUCGCCGUACAACCUGCCGGGCUUCGAUAUUCACCUGUGCUGUUACAAGCCGGAGUUGGCCCUGUUGGCGGAUUUCCGUACGCGCAUAUGGAGCGACCCGGAGCAUCCUUCAGGGCUGAACAAGAACAUCGAUUUGGCCCAGAUAGCAAGCGAGACUGACGACCAGCUGGCCGCCCUUGAGGCGAGCUGGACGCCGAUUCUAUGCAAGGCCAAGACUGACGACCCUCAAUGCACCUUUCGCAUCGGGUUGUUGAGACUGGCUUACAGCUACUCUCGGCUCUCAGUAUUGUCGGUCGGCUUCCAACAUACAUUCGGCAAGGCGUCGUCAGAUACCGAGGUCCCAUUCCUCCGGCGCUGCUUGCGGGCAGCGAAGGACACGGUGUUGUCCGUCGUAGACCGCCUCGGCAUCCCCAGUCAAAUGGUCUACAUUCGACAUGGACCAGAAGCUCAAAGCGUCUUCGUGACAUUUGCGUCAGCGUUCCUUAUCAAGCUUUUGCAACCGAAAUACAGCGUGUAUCUUUCCAGGGAAGAGCGGGUAGAGAUCAAAGACCUGGUCCAACGUGUGAUCGAUCUCCUGGGCUCCCCUGAAGUGGCCAUUGAUGACCGACAUGGGCCCAAGCUUUAUGCGCGUUUCUUGCAAGGACUGCUUGCCACGCCUAUGGCUCGUAUCGAUCAUUCGCCAUCUUCGCUCAGGCGCGAUGCUGCGGCGUCGCGACGCUCCAAAACCACUUCGUCGACAGCAUCGUCGCCUUCUCACCCCAGCACGUCUACGCGACAAUCGAUGUCCCCGCCACCGGGAAGCACGAGCACUCAGUCUAGCCCGAAGCCACACACGCCGCCUCCAACAUUACCGCCGUCCACCUCCAACUCACCUGCGCCUCAUGGGUCACACCAGUUCACGUCGUCUCAGUCUGCGGCGUACAGUUUUGCUGCACCUGUGUCGCCGCCUCUCUUCUUUGAUUCGGAGCUUAUACAGUCCAUGCAGUCUAUCGACGUAUUUCCCGAUGUCGUUCUGCCUGGCUUCAACUGGAUGGGAUCUGAUCAAGCCUCAGCCAUUGCCCACCCCUAUUGA